Vigna radiata var. radiata (mung bean) is the source of this 351-nucleotide messenger RNA. RefSeq names its product abscisic acid receptor PYL12-like. Gene Ontology annotation, molecular function: signaling receptor activity; protein phosphatase inhibitor activity; abscisic acid binding. The record is from RefSeq and is a predicted model, not a curated record. NCBI's taxonomy places the organism in Eukaryota, Viridiplantae, Streptophyta, Magnoliopsida, Fabales, Fabaceae. Bases 1 to 351 code for a protein of 116 amino acids. Gene Ontology annotation, cellular component: nucleus; cytoplasm. The transcript has a single exon. Gene Ontology annotation, biological process: abscisic acid-activated signaling pathway.
AUGGUUGCCGGAGAUGGUGGCAUUGGAAGUGUACGUGAGGUGGUGGUCACAUCCGAGUUACCGGUUGGUGUCAGUGUGGAGAGGUUAGACAAGCUUGAUGAUGACAAACAUGUUUUAAAGUUUAGCAUCAUUGGCGGUGAUCAUAGGCUUGUGAAUUACAAUUCCACGAUUACUUUGCAUGAAGAAGAAGAGAAAUAUGGGGGGAAGACGGUGGUGAUUGAGUCGUACGUGGUGGAUGUUCCGACAAGAAGUAGUGGUGAAGACACGUGCUGCUUUGCCAAUACCAUCAUAGCUUGUAAUCUUAGGUCCUUGGCUAAGAUCACAGAACAAAUGGUUCGUAAGGCUAAGUAA